Molecule: messenger RNA, 4909 nt
Organism: Bursaphelenchus okinawaensis
Lineage: Eukaryota; Metazoa; Nematoda; Chromadorea; Rhabditida; Aphelenchoididae
Source: the annotation of a GenBank genome assembly
AUGCUGAUACAAUAUAUAUUCACACUACCGCUGUUACCUCUGAUAUUGAGUUUGAAUGAAGAACGACUGCUUGACUCGUUGUACCAGAUCAAUCAAAAAUGGGACCAGAUCUUCGAAGAGACCGUGUUUCUGGAAAAAAUCAAAAAAGUAAGUAAAAAGGAACAGUAACCAUGUAAAACCAGACGAAUCCUAAAGUUUUACGAAGAAAAUGAAAGAAAAACUACAGUUUUACAGGCUUAAAAAACACCAAAGAAAGUCUUCAUCGAUUUACAAGUAUAUUUUAGGGUCUGGACUCAGAAGUAAACGGGAAGCUAGGCCUGAAGACCAUGGACUUCAACGAUUAUUCGAGAGAUGUCUCUGACAGCUUCAACAACUUCUUCGAGAAGAAAGUCAACUCUUUACGAGUACGUUACCCUUAAUUAAAACGUAUUUGAGUUUAGAAAAUUAUCAAAACCACGGAAAAAGUGACAACAGACAUGGAUUACUAUCAACAACGUAUCGAUGUAAGUCAAUUUCAAGUAAAAUAUGUUGAAACAGUUUAUUAUAAGGACUAACACAACACGAAAUCAAACCUUACCCUCAAUAUUUCAAUCGAAAUCAGUGAAAAAAAGAUUUUGUCCUGUUUUUCUUCAAGAAAUAAAUUUACAAAAGUUGGGCGAAACGCCAAAAUUGAUUCCUAAAAUUAUUGUGCUUCCGUGACAUAAAGUAAUAAUAAAUACAUCGAUUUACAGGAUGCUUUCGAGUGUUACAACUUCCAGAAGCGAAUUAACAAUUCCAACCUCUAUUUCAUGGACUUGGCAAUGCAGAAGAGCGGAGUUCAUAUUAAUGUAGAGGCUGUCAAGUGUGGUAUGUUUGUUUUCGAAAACUAAUGGACCUUUACAGCGCUCACAUACUUAGUAAUGACAUUUUUAACUACGUUCCACUUUCCAAACAUUUUUUUUGUUUGAUUGGACAUUUUUAGGAUAAAUUUUGUUAUCAAAAACACUUACCAAUUCACCAAGCAAAAUUGAAAUUGUGUUAGCUCGAGAGUAAACUUAUCUUUUUGUUUAGAUCAAGAAGUAGUUCGUGAUUUUGAAUGGACUGGACUGCCAGAAAUAGAAAGGACUUUCCAAGACAAUGUCAAUGUAGAUCCGACAAUCCAACGACAAUACAUUGGGACUUACAGCGGCCUAACCCGAGUUUUCCCUUCCUUCAGAUGGGAAGCUGAGCCAAACCAAGUGACCAUAGAUCUGUUCGAUCCAAGGUUUAGACCAUGGUUUGUGGGGGCUGAAUCUGCGCCUAAGGAUGUGCUUUUCCUGUUGGACUAGUAAGUUGAGGACAAGUUUUAAAUUUUUGGGUGAGCGCGUUUUUAAAGGCUUGCUUUAUGGCCGCUUUUUAUGAGCUCGUAUAGAUUUAUGGAAAAGACUCGUAUACUAAUUUAAAAACAAAGAUCUUACAAUAAUAUAAAAUGGUUUUGGUUAUAAAUUUUAAUUUUCAGCAGUGGUUCAAUCAAGGGUCAGACAUUACACUUGAUGAAGAUGAUUAUAAUGUACAUUCUGACUACUCUAACACCGAAUGACUACUUUAACGCCAUCUGGUACAACAGUAAAAAAGAGCUACUGCUGUCGUCGUGCUCUGGCGAUGGAUUUAUUCAAGCCACGACUAGGAACAAACGUCUGUUUCAGAAUAUCAUGGAUACGAUCGAAGAGAAAGACCAGGCUACGUUACCUCCGGCUAUCAACAUGUCUUUGGCACAGUUUGUAUCUGUAAGUCUAAUACAAUGUAAUGGAUUAUUGGUGUUUUCUUGUAGGAUUCUUACAAAAAGGCGUACAAGAAACGUCAGACCAGUGGGGGACAUAAGGCUAUCAUGUUGUUUACUGAUGGUAUCGAGUUCUGGCCUACUGAAGAGGUCAAGAUGUUCAGAAGGCAUUAUCCUAAACAGAAGGUUGGUCUUAAUGAUAAUUAUGUAGGAUGAUAUUUAUUACAAUAACAAGAUCAUUACCUAUAUGACAUACUCUUUUAGGUACGAAUCUUUGGCUACUCUAUGGGUUACGGUACUGGCCAUAUACCAGCCCUAAAGUGGAUAGCUUGUGAAACAGAUGGUACCUACUCCAUCGUUGACUCUAUAUCUGAUGUAAGAAUGCAAUCUCGUACCUACUUGUCGAAACUGGUCAAGCCUUUGGCUGAUGAGUUGAGUAUGAUACCUCCGGAAGAUCGUCUUCCAAUUUUCUCUUACCCUUACAUGGAUACUCAAGGUGAAGGUGCUGUGAUCAGUGUCUCUGCGCCGUUGUUGAACUUCAUGAACAAUGUCAGUGACGAAAGCAUUAGCCUGUUGGGAGUGGCAUCAGUGGAUAUUACACUUGAGAGCCUGAGGUUGUUGUCCAAAAGUAAUGAGAACAUGUACUCUUUCGUCAUUGAUAACAAUGGCAUUGUCUUUUACCAUCCCAACCUGAAGGUACCUCCACGAGAAGUGUAUUCUGUCAGAAGGACAGCGUGUCAUAACGUGAAAGGCAGUAUUAGGCACGGUACUCGAGUACAGUACGGGCCAGCUGAUGAGCGGGUUAAGAAGAUCAUGGGACUUAUCGACUCUAUAUUUACCUUGGAUAUUGUAAGUUGGGAUGAAAAUCUAUAUGUGUUAAUGUUUUAGUCUAAUAUAUUUCUUAAUGUUUACUAUGGCUGACGUACUCUGUUUUUCAGCUAGAACUGGAGCCAGAUCACUCGGAAAAGUUUAAAAAGUUUAGAGACAAGAUGAUUAAAGGAGAUUGCAGUGAAGCUAUUGAUGAUGUAAGUUUUUAGGUAACAAAGUAUAAAUAUAUAGAUGCAAGAACUUACAAUAAUUAUAUUUCAGGGUACCAAACAGUAUCGUUGUGCCAAAGUCAAAGAUACCCCACUGACGAUUGGCUUUGUUUGGAACAAGAAAAGCGAAGUGAUAGAUGUUGAGGAAGACACCAAAGAGAUGAUAUUCGAAGAGAACGAACUUGUAGCCGAUUGGAUACGCCAACCGUAAGCUUUAUUAUAUUACUAUGACUACCACUUCUCUUUAUGGGAAUUGAUAGUCUCUUUAAUGUCGUGUUAAUGUCAGGGUUGGUCAAAAAGUACAUAGAAAAGUCACAAUUGGAGGCAAAAGUCGCGUAAAAAAUGUUGUUGUAGUCCUUAGGAAAUCUAUUGUUAGCCAUUUAAAUGUUUUGAUUUUGACCUUUGCAGAUCGCUGUGUUCCGAGUUCCUAAGUGUGAAUCCUCUGUUCUCCCAAUACGAAAGUCUGAUGGAUUUGGCUGAGAAAGAAGCUGAAUGUAUGUCAGUUCGCGAUAGACGACUGUUGUCGCUGUUUCAUCGAGCUAUGAGUGAGUGGCGACAACAAUGGCCAUAUCUGGAUGUGAACCAGACCUGUGAGACUAGAAUAAGCAUCACGGACGAGCAAAGGCAUCCACACUUUCACUCAGCCUUCGUGGAGACUUUGCCUGGGAUUGUGACCUUCUAUCCGGCAUGGUAAGUUUAUAUCAACGUGUAUUGUACGAGAUACGAAAUCUAUAUUACUGUGCGCUAUUUUAUACGCAACACCGUUAUCAUUCUUUUAGUAACAACAAGAGUAUGCAACACUUUUUCGAAGACCAACCUCAACUUUUGAAACGACCGGUAGAUUCGGAAGCAACGAAUAUACGAGUAGAUCCUUUCACUCAGAUAGUAACUACAUAUCGUACGUUGGAUAACAAAGAUACGAAAGCAGUAACCGCCUUACUGGGUGUUCAAUGGAACAAGAAGAUCUUCAACGAGCUCUUUACUGAAGCUUUCGAGAACGAUGGAGGUAUGGCAGACUGCAGAAAUGACAAUGUCAAGUGUUAUCUGCUGACAAGUGACAUGUUCAUAUUGGGGUCUACUGUUGCUAAUGAACAUUUACAUCUUUCGACCAUGGAACCACAACUUUUGGACCAUCUGGUCGGUCGGAAAGUCUUGGAAAAGUAAGUUUGGCUUAAUUAUUGUUGGUCAAUUGCAAUGUAAAUGUCGUACUUUACAUUAAUAUUUAUAUUAAACUAAAGUACUUGUGUUUAGGACAUCUAGAAGAGAUUACCAAGCAGAAUGUGGUAUCAAAGAUAAAAGAUACGAGAAAUUUAAAGGACCAGCUAGCUUUUCUUUUAGACCUAUGACAAUAUUCAACUCUCUUUUUAACACUGUAGUCAGCCUAAUGUAAGUUCAACUUUUACAAGCAUGUACAAUAUUGUUUGGCUUUAAAAGGUCGUGUGACAAGAUUAAGUGUUCAACAUUGGAAAUACAAAACGUACUUUGUUCUAGAUUCUCAUUCAUAUCAACGGAAAGCAAACCGUACUAUCAGAACCAGACCUGCCACUUCCAAGGUCGUGACUUUAUUGAGCAAUGUGUGGUAGAAGAGAAUUCGUACAAGCUGGUAUCGUACAACAAAAUUACAGUACGCUAUAAGGUCACUAAAGACUGUUACAACACUGCUACAGUACUCCCGAGCCCAGAGAAAAGACUGAAUAUGAUUGUAGUCGAAGGGACUUGUAAGCCUAGUCCAUCGACUGCCAACCGAAUUGCCAUGCAAUACCAAUAUAAGCCUGUUAGAGGUAGGGUUUAUCGUUGUUAUAGUUUCUUAAGAAGGUGGUAGACGUUGAAAUGUAAAGAUGUCUUCUUUAAUGGAAGAUGUCUUUAAUGCCUAUAUCGCAACAUAAAAAUGUCGCGAACCUAUCAUAAUAUAAAAAACUAUAUUAUAGUAGAAGAAUGUUCCCUCACUGAAUCCACAUAUCGUGCCAGACCUACAAUAAUAUUCUCAGAGAAAUACGACGUAAGCUUUACAGUAAAUUACCUAAAAUAACAUUAUUAGGUCCCUCCUCCUGACCAAUGUUCUUCCGGUGCUUUUAAGACUGCCAUCUUCAGUAUGACGAUUAUUAUGCUAACAUGGACGGUAAUGUAUUAUUAA